AUUCACUUUCAUUCACAUGAAAAGUACCUUUAGAUGUGAGAAUUCGUGUGUGCGAUAAUGAUUUUUUGAUAAAUUCCGUGUUAUUUAGUUAGAUUAUAACAAAUUUAUCGUUAACAAUGGUGACUAUAAUAAAGAACCAACUAUUAAAACAUCUAUCGAGGUUCACAAAGAAUCUGUCACCGGAACAGAUCUCCCUCUCAGCAUUGCGAGGGUCUGGUGAGCUGCAGGACCUGACCUUGGAUGAAGAGCUGCUGACAGACCUCCUGGAGUUACCAGGCUGGGUGAAGCUCACAUCUGCCAAGUGCAAUAGAGCCUCCUUCAGGAUACAAUGGACCAAGUUGAAGACUGUUCCGAUUGUAUUGAACCUGGACGAGGUGCACAUAGCGCUGGAAGUAUGUCAGGAGCCACGCGUGAUGAACCCGAACGCCGCCGGAGCCCUGCCCGUGCCCGGAAAAUACAGCUACAUACAUAAGGUGAUAGAUGGAAUCUCAGUGGCUGUGAACCACGUGCAAAUAGACUUCAACUGUGAAGCAUUCACCAGCAGUGUUCAGAUCUCAAGAGUUACCGUGGAGUCUCGGACGCCGGAGGGUCGGAAAGGAGACCUAAGACUGACUAGAAUCAAAUCACCUGAUACCGGACAACUGCUUAUAUUUAAGGAGUUAGAAUGGCAAAGCGCCCGCAUAGAAGCCAAAGCACACGGGGCAGCCAACGCCAAUCUUCCCCCAUUACGACUGUUACUGGGCAAUACGCAUUGUCGCAUUGUCAUCAAGAAGAGAUUGUCAGACUGUGCAGUGAUAGGGUCUCGGCUAGCGAUAUGCCCGGAGCCCCUCGCUUGGGCUCUUACCGACGGACAGCUACGCGCCAUGUUAGCCUGCGCCGUGGCACUCGCCAAGCCCGUGCAGAGAGCCACUGCCGCCGCUACUAGAAUCAAAGCCUUAAGAAAGAUCGAGGAGCCUCGCGAGCAUAUAUCGAGCAGGCCGGCGACGGGCGAGCGUGAUAUACUAGCGCGAAUGUUCGCCAAGCAUGAUGUCCGGGAGACCUCGUACCAUCUGCUGGCUCCCAGAAUAGACCUGCAUCUCUGUGACGAUCCUGGAUUGGGUCGUUCAGAAAAGCCGUCGUUAGCCAAUGGCGGUGCUCUGCAAGUGACAUUGGUCAGCAUGCAGGCCGAUCUAUUCCCCUACCACAAGGCUUCGGACGACAGGAGACAUUGGCGAGGAUACAGGGAGGCGGCGACCCCCCACAGCCAGUGGUUGUCGCAGGCUCUGUCUUCAUUCUGCACGACGCUGCUAGACUCGCUCGACCCGCGCCCUCUCACUCCUAGCUCCAAGAUGAGUCAAGCAGAAAAGCCGGAGGAGCCAGUCUCUAACGGCAUCAAGCACAAACAGACUCCCACACAACAAAGCGCUUCCAACGCUCCGUCCACUAACUCUACUACUACCUCACAAGCGUCGCCGACUAGGACGCGCAUACUGCAGCAGCUUGGAAAAUUAAUGACGACGUGUCUUGUACUUAGGAUAGACGAUUUCACUGUUUACAAGGUAUCAACUGGGUCUAAAAACCGCGACGCGCCCCGUCCGCUAGUCAGCGCAGAGAAGGCCACUCUACCAGGCGACGCGGGGCUACUCCACGCUGAGCUUACGUUCUUCUACUAUCCUGGAGACGUAUGCUUCCCUGUCCCAGCCCCAAAACUAUACGUCCAGCUGAGUCCAGUGCGUAUAUCAGUGGAUGUGAACACAGUGGUAUGGUUGGGCGCGUUCCUACCUCACGUGGUGCCGCGGGGCCAGGAGAUGGAGAUGGAGGAGGCGCCUCCAGCAUACAUGGAUGUCAGGAUGGAAGCUAUCAUGCCCAAGUUGGUGCUGGAGGCGGGUCCGGAGCACGUGUCAGCGCAGCGCGACCGGCCCCGCGAGCUCGCCCUCUGCACGGCGCGGGCCACGCUCACCAAUGUACGAGAGUCCCCGCGGACAUGUUCGGCGGGAACGCGCGCGGACUUAGCAUCCAUAAUAGCGGCGUUGCGCCGGUCCGCGCCGCCCCGGGAUCAAUUCCCGUGCGCAGUAGACGACAUGGAUCCUAUACAUGAACAGUUCAUAUUACAUGCUGAUAACUUGGACGACAUAGAGCGCGGCACGGCGAUGAGCCCCGAGCUGUUGUGGCGCGAGAGUAGGUCGGUGUGGUGCGCCCGCGUGGAGCCGCUGUGGGCAGACUUCUGCGGCGCGCGCGCCACCAACUACAAGCCCGCGCCGCUACUCGACGCCACGCCGCUCACUGCCUGGCUCUGUUUCGCGGACAACUUCUCCCGUAUCUGGAUAGUGGCCCGUACCUGCGGACUGGCUGGUCUCCAGCUGAAUCACUACCAGAUGCUGUUCCUCAUGAGGCAACUGGAAAGGAUCUCCGAGAUGACAGCCUGGCUCGCUCAUGAUGCGGAGAGGCAGCCUGAUGCUGAAGAUGGGACUAUUGUAAUUGGCGUAGUGGUACCAGCAGUGGAAUUGACAUUUGUGCUUCCAUCCAACUGUCCCGGACAAGAGUCUUCCAGAGACCUGGACAGCGUGCCUUUGGACUCGUCCAGCUUACAAGACUUGAAAAUGGAGCAUCAAACUGUAUCCACGCUAGGCGCGUCCACGCCGCUCGAAGAGAAUUGCAUAGGUUCUGAGGCGACAAUGGCGCCCUCUAUGAUGGACCGUGACAGCGGCGUGUUGGCCACCACCUCCGUGGAGGUCUACCAGCCGAUACCCAUUGAAGAACCGCCUCCGCCUAGUCCUGGAUUGAGUUUUGGAGGAUUCUCGUCAAUGCGUCGUGGCUUCACGUCGCUAGUGACGUCGAUAGACAGCGCGCUGACGCGGGACGACACGCGCAGUGACGCCGCGUCCACUGCCAGCUCCGACAGUGAUCGUUACGUCGUCGUCGGCCUGGCUGCCGAGUCCCCCGACGAUGCUGAUAUGGCCUUUAGAGAAUUUGAACAUGGACGUGCAGCGUCGUCGAGUGGCGUCGAGGUGGCAGCCGAGGUGGUCGAACGAUCCUCUUCACCGAGCGACCACUCUGUCACCAGCUCGUGCAGGAGGAGAGAUGUCAUAUCAACAAGUACUUGGCGUCUGAACAAUAUACACAUUGUCCACCAAAGUGGUGGGGGGAGGUCGCGCCUAAGACUGGCUGCUGACGACUUGAAGAGUGACGAGUGCAACGCUAUACCAUGGGAUGAGUUCCAGAGCAAGUUCUCAAUGCGGGCGCGCGCCUGGUCGGAGCCGGUCGUCUCUGAAAGUGAUGAGCUGUCGCCGAAGAAUGAGCCUCUGGUCGCCGUCAGACUUGUGAGGACUCAGCUACCGAGAGCACCUGAGGAUAAGGGUCUAGCACCAUUCGAAGAGUUACUGGAGGCUCGGAUCCGUGAUCUUAGUAUAGCUCUGAACAUGAGCACAGCGUUAGCGCUCGCCGAGUUGAUUGAAGAUGAAGUUGUGGCGCCACCUAUGCCGCUUGAGGUCUUAAUAGAAAAUGUGAAACUCCACCUCAUAGAAGACCGGCCAACCCGUUCUAUAUCUUCUCCACCACCUCAACCUUUGGACAUUGACCUGACUACUUUAAGGAUGACCAGGGAUACUGCUGGAGUGGUCCGCUUAGGUCCACCAGUGUCCACACCUUCGACAAUAGCAUCCCCAGCCACGCCACAACCACAACCAGAGUUGGAUGAAGCCAGAGAGAAGAUUGACAGGCUGAAUAGGGAAAAUGAGGAAUUGAGGAAACGGCUCGUCACGUUGGCGAGGAUAGCUGAGGAUAAUCGAGAGUUGAGAGCGAAAGUAGAAGAAGCUUCAGUUUUACGGCAAUGCGUACACGCAGCUCAGCAGGAGGCGGCCAGUUUAUUGGCCGACAAACAGGAACUUUUGGAAGCCAUGCGUAUUUUACAGGAGGAUGUCGCGGCAAAAGAUAGCGGUCGCGAGGCGGUCCCCCGCAGGGCUGCCUCGACUGUACAGCGUGCUGCGGCGACCAGCAGACGUAGAUAUACACAUGUACCAACCCUGGUACCACGCCAAACGGUAUAUUAG
Molecule: messenger RNA, 4028 nt
Organism: Spodoptera exigua (beet armyworm)
Lineage: Eukaryota; Metazoa; Arthropoda; Insecta; Lepidoptera; Noctuidae
Source: the annotation of a GenBank genome assembly